CUACUGUUGGAGCUAUUCCCACAAUGAUCCAUGAUCCAUGGAAGAACAUUCGAUGCAUCUGCAGCCAUCUGGGCUUGUCUCAGGAAAGCGGGUCUGGGAACCAUUCACCCGAUUUUCGACAUUCAGACGAAGUCGACGUUGACCUAGACCCCCAGGUUCCCACGCUUGGAACUCAGGGACACUUCUCUAACAUCUCUAACUCCGGUACUUUAUAUCCCUCCUGCAACGGGAGAUAUCCCUUUGCGGAACCCUAUUAGAGACGGCCUUCCAUCAACAACCAGAGUGACGGCUUCCUUGCUCGGGUCGAUGGUCUUGGCAUAAGUCUCUGCUGGCUCCGUUUCAUCUCUUCUUUCCCUUUUUCACAGACAAUCGACGAGGUUCAACCGGAUUUCGUUCAACAAAUGGCACCACCAGGACCUUUGAAUCUCGAUGUCGAGGCCAUCUCGGGCAUUUGUGGCUCAAUAUCAAUAGCAUGCUGGGUCUUUGUGUUCUCGCCGCAGAUCAUUGAGAACUUCCGGCGCAGCAGCGCCGAGGGCCUCUCGAUCCAGUUCAUCGUCGUCUGGCUUCUGGGCGAUGUCUUCAACAUCCUGGGUGCCGUGCUGCAAGGGGUGCUCCCCACCAUGAUCAUCUUGGCCAUCUACUACACGAUAGCCGAUAUAGUCCUGCUGGGCCAGUGUUUCUACUACCGCGGGUUCACGCUGCGGGACGAUGUCACGCAGCCACCACCGAAGAAUCCGAAGCGCAACGGCAAUGGCAGCGGAGCUGGGAACUUGCGUGGCGAGCCGAACGAACGCACCGGGCUGCUAGCCGCUGAUAACGCCGCCGCCACCACCGCCGCCGCGACGCACCCAGAACGGUCGCCGUACUAUCACAGCGCCCAGGAUCACGAGCGAAGGGGCUCCUGGACGCACCUGUCGCCGGCCGUGCCGCUCGUCAGCGAGGAACCCGUCGCGGCAGCAGUCCCGCUCCGGCCGACGACGCGGCUCCAGGCUUGUGCGUUCAACACGCUGGCCAUCCUGAUGGUCUGCGCAGCUGGCGUCGCGGGGUGGUGGCUGAGCCGGACCGACGGGCAGCAUCCGGCUAAGGGAGACGAUGGCCGCGGCGAUCCUCUGGAGUUCAACCUGCUGGGUCAGGUCUUUGGGUGGCUGUGCGCAGCGCUCUACCUGGGAUCCCGCGUGCCCCAGCUGCUUCUGAAUUGGCGGCGCAAGUCGACCGAGGGAGUGUCGGUUCUGUUCUUCUUGUUUGCCUGCCUCGGCAACCUGACAUAUGUACUAUCUAUCCUGGCAUUUGACCCGAAAUGCGACGGAGACCAGGGGUGCGAGCCGGGCGAGGCGGCGCAAAUCUUCUUGCAAUAUAUACUGGUCAACCUCUCAUGGUUGGCUGGCAGCGCCGGCACGCUGCUGCUAGAUUUGAGCAUCUUUGUACAGUUCUUUUUGUACGACAAGAUGGAAGAAGACGAGAGCAGUGAUAACGAGAGUAUGGACGAGGAGGAGAGCAUUGAGGGUGAUACAUGGGAUCAGCGGCCUGUUUUAGAGCGGAACAACACUGGGUAUUAGUUACCUCUACAUCACAGGGACACACGAGGUCUUGGGAAACGGUUUCGAAACAAGGAUUAAAAUACCACA
This is a messenger RNA of Chaetomium strumarium, 1625 nucleotides long. Its product is annotated as PQ loop repeat-domain-containing protein. The record is from RefSeq and is a predicted model, not a curated record. The coding region runs from base 402 to 1556 and encodes 384 amino acids. NCBI's taxonomy places the organism in Eukaryota, Fungi, Ascomycota, Sordariomycetes, Sordariales, Chaetomiaceae. Gene Ontology annotation, cellular component: membrane. The transcript has 2 exons.